Melozone crissalis (California towhee) is the source of this 651-nucleotide messenger RNA. It is a transcript of the gene TMIE, whose product is annotated as transmembrane inner ear. NCBI's taxonomy places the organism in Eukaryota, Metazoa, Chordata, Aves, Passeriformes, Passerellidae. The coding region runs from base 1 to 651 and encodes 216 amino acids. The transcript has 6 exons. The record is from RefSeq and is a predicted model, not a curated record.
AUGGCGUGGGAGCCAAACUGGGAAUUUUUGGGAUUUUCCUGCCUCGUCCUGCUCCGAUCCCGACUUUCCCUGGCGCAGCUGAUCGAGGCCACCACGGCGCCUCCCAAGAAGAAGCCGGACCCGGUGACGUCGGAGACCGUGGUGAUCUGGGGGCUGCGCCUCUGGCAGGUGGUCGGGAUCUUCGCCCUCUUCGUCCUCUCCAUCAUUAUCACCCUGUGCUGCAUCUUCAAGUGCCGGAUCCCGCGCACGCGGAAGGAGAUCGAGGCGCGCUACGCCCAGCGCCAGGCGGCCAAAAACUACGCGGACAAACUGGAGACCGUGCCGCCCCUGGGAGAGCUCACCGAGAUCCCCGGAGUGGACAAGGCUCAGGGAAAGAAGGAUGGAUCCAAAGACUCCAAGAAAAAGGACGGGGAGAAGGAGCAGAAGGAAGAAUCCAAGAAGGAAGGGAAGGACGGAAUCCCCUCCCCUAAAAAGAGAAGGAAUCCUGGUAUUGGGGAGUACGGGAUGAAUGCACAGACUCGUACCAAGACGAGCAAGACCCAGCUCCUUUUCCUGCUCCUGGCACGGCUCGAGGAGAAACCCUCCAGGCUCUGCUGGAACCAGGAUCCCCCGUCCUCCUUCCCGGCCUCCCGUUCUUUCCGCAUGGAGUGA